AUGAACCACCCGUCCGUCGUCGCCGCGACGCGCGCCGCGCGCGACGCGUUCGCCAGAGCGACGACCGGACUGAAGCUCCCGAAGGACUUCUCGAUCCCGAAGGUGCCCUUCUCGAUGGCUGACCUCUCCAAGCUUAACCUCCGCGCGCCCGCGGGCUGGGAAGAGCGGUUCGCGCGCGUCGGCCUGCACCCCGAGCAUCUCAAGGAGGCACCGCACUGGUCCCCGCUCGCGCUCGGCGCCGCGGGCGCGAUCCCGUUCCUCGCGCUCAGCGCGCCGGUCGCGAACCUCGUCGGUCUUCCCGAUCGCGUCGAAGCGCACCGCGCGCAGAUCCAAGCGUCGUACGCGGUCGCGAUCGUCAGCUUCCUCGGCGGAUGCCACUGGGGCUUCGCCGCGUCCGCGGGCGGCAUCGCGAAGGCGGCCGCCGCGCCCGUCUCUUCCGCGGCCGUCACCGCCGCGACCGCGGAGAUUUCGCGCGUCGCCGCCGCGCUCGGCGUCUCCGCCGCGGAGGCGAGCGUUCUCCUCGCGGGCCCGGCGCGGUUCGCGUGGGCGACGACGCCCGCGCUCAUGGCGUGGAUCUCCGCGUCCGCGUUCACGCUCCCGUGGCAGAUGGUGACGUUGAGUGGGUCGCUGCUCGCCGCGCUCGCCGCGGACGUUACCGCGGCGAGGCACGGGCUGAUGCCGCGGUGGAUGAUGCCGAUGAGGCACGCGCUGACGGCGGCGGCGGUGGCGUCUUUGUUGACGAACGUUCCGUACGCCAUCGAGGCGUCGUACGACGAGGUGAGCAGCGAACCGACACUGGACUCGCGCGAGUCGGAGCUCCGGAGGUACCGCAAGGAGACGCCGAAGCAAGCGCAGGAGCUGAAGAAGCGCGAGAAGUCUCUGUCGGAGAGCGCCGCCGCGGUCGCGACGCUGCGGUCCGAGAAGGACGCGUCCGCGGUCGCGUUGCAGCGGCAGAGGGACGCCACGCGCGAAGCCGAGGCGAGGUUGGCGGCGACGCGAGAGGAGGCGGCGACGGCGAAGAAGGCGCUCGCCGCGGCGGACGACGCGAAGGACGCGGCGGCGCGGGAGCUCGCGGCGGUCAAGGAAGAGCUCGAGCGCGCGGUGAAGGCGGGGGUGGAGGCGAGGAAGGAGUUGAAGCUCGCGGAGAAGGCCGCGAGCGGUUCUUCUUCGUGA
This is a messenger RNA of Micromonas pusilla CCMP1545, 1173 nucleotides long. RefSeq lists its product as uncharacterized. Bases 1 to 1173 code for a protein of 390 amino acids. The transcript has 2 exons. NCBI's taxonomy places the organism in Eukaryota, Viridiplantae, Chlorophyta, Mamiellophyceae, Mamiellales, Mamiellaceae. The record is from RefSeq and is a predicted model, not a curated record.